AUGCCUGUCGCAUUAACAGUCAAGAAGAUAGACGGAAAGCCGGGCAAGGUUUACUACCCUCUCCAACUCAAGGAAGUGCCCAAGCCUUCGCCGGGCCCAAAGGAAGUCCUCAUCCGCCUAAAUGCUGCGGCUCUCAACCACCGCGACCUUUUCGUCCGUCAGCAUCUCUACCCGGGCAUCUCCUUCGAUAACCCACUUCUGGCAGACGGCCAGGGCACGGUAAUCCAAUCUGGGCCGCAAUGCGUUCGCAACCUCCAGAGCAAGGACGUGCUCAUCUUCCCGGCUCGAGGCUGGGAUGCUGACCCGCACGGGCCUGAAGACAUCAAGAAGUAUAGCGUUAUCGGCGGAACUGCUAUGUAUGAUGCGGGCACGGCGCAGGAAUACAUAGUCUGCAAUGAGGAAGACGUCGAAGUGGCGCCAGAGCAUCUAUCAGCAAUCGAGGGAGCAGCGCUGCCGCUUGUGGGCUUGACAGGCUGGAGGGCGCUGGUGACCAAAACUGGAGAGAAUGCGAGCCGUGGCCGCAACAUCCUUAUUACGGGGAUCGGCGGGGGUGUUGCACUGCAAGUUCUGCAGUUUGCCGUCGAGCUUGGGUGCAAUGCGUGGGUCACAAGUGGUGACAAGGACAAGAUUGAGAAGGCUGUGAAGUUGGGUGCGAGGGGCGGCGUAUCCUACCGAGACAAGGACUGGGACAAGCAGCUGCAGAAAGCCUUGCCAAAGGACAGGCCUUUCUUAGAUGCCGUCAUUGAUGGAGCGGGAGGAGAUAUCGUGGCGAGGACGAUCAAGCUGCUCAAACCAGGAGGCAUCAUUUCUCAGUAUGGAAUGACCAUUGGGCCCAAUAUGCCCUGGGGUAUGCCGGCCGUCUUGAAGAACAUCGAGUUGAGGGGCAGCACCAUGGGUUCGAGGGAAGAGUUUAGAGCUAUGGUAGCAUUCGUCAGGGAACGGCCGCUUUUGAAACCAGUCAUAAGCCGGGUGUCGAAGGGCUUGAAAGACCUGGACGGCAUCGAUGAACUCUUCGCAGACAUGAAGGAUGGGAAGCAAUUUGGCAAGUUGGUCAUCGAUAUGGAGGCUGGUCCGGCCUCGAAGUUGUAG
Messenger RNA from Diaporthe amygdali, 1089 nucleotides. Its product is annotated as zinc-binding dehydrogenase. The transcript has 4 exons. Gene Ontology annotation, molecular function: oxidoreductase activity. Lineage: Eukaryota; Fungi; Ascomycota; Sordariomycetes; Diaporthales; Diaporthaceae. The record is from RefSeq and is a predicted model, not a curated record. The coding region runs from base 1 to 1089 and encodes 362 amino acids.